This is a messenger RNA of Temnothorax curvispinosus, 2164 nucleotides long. RefSeq names its product 46 kDa FK506-binding nuclear protein-like. Gene Ontology annotation, cellular component: chromatin; nucleolus. Gene Ontology annotation, molecular function: macrolide binding; peptidyl-prolyl cis-trans isomerase activity. NCBI's taxonomy places the organism in Eukaryota, Metazoa, Arthropoda, Insecta, Hymenoptera, Formicidae. Bases 719 to 1993 code for a protein of 424 amino acids. The transcript is spliced from 4 exons. The record is from RefSeq and is a predicted model, not a curated record.
AUGCCAAUUUCUUUGGGAUUUGCAGAAAGAAGACGAGAUUGAGGAAUACCUCCGUAAAAAGUAUGCAGACGAGUUCUUUUUUUUCCGAGAAAUUUAUCAAAUUUCUCUUUUUCUUUAAUGGUUCUACAGCUCAAGAUUGGAGCCAUGGCUUUUUGAAGUUCGGCCUUCAUCAAAUCCGAGGCCUCCCUUUCGGUUUCGUAACAAUAAUUUUGCCCUAGUGCCUUAAACCUAAAGAACACUCUCAGGGUGGGUUGCCAUUACCCUUCCGAAAGGUGACGAUCAAAUAAAACCGACGAUUUUUGAUCGGAUUUGAACUCGGAUCUUCGGCUCAUUAGAGCAGCGCACAUCUUUCUGCGCCAUGAUCGCCACAUCCAAUCUCAAGCUGGAACAGAGAGAAAGAGAGAGGGGAGAAGAAAAAGAAAGGUGAAGAAAAGUAUAUACAUACAUUUUGCGGUACAUGUUGACAGAAUAAGCUCUGCCUCUACAAAUAGCAACCUCGGUAUAUGUACCAAACAAUCGCCAAAAAUCGCCUAUUGUUCACAAGUUGACCCUACCACGCACGCGUAAGAUCUUUCUUGUUCGAUGGAAACCCCCCUUCCACUGCACGUGAUCGCAAGCAAACUAAAUUCUAUUUACCUGAUUCACCACAUGUGUCCUAGGAGUUGUCGUGUACGGACAAAUCUCCUUCUCUCUGGCUCGAUCGGUCUUCCGUUUUAAUAUGGAGAAUACUACAAGCAAUUCUACGAGAGAGAGUAAUUCUACGAACAAGUCUAUUAGCAAGUUUAUUAGCAAGUUUAUUAGCAAUGCUACUGAUGGCGAUGCAUAUAUCAGCAUUUGGGCAUUGCUACUGCAGCCGUACAAAAAGUACACGCAGCUCGUAAAACAGUCGUUCCACUUGACCAUGGCGAGUCUGGAUGUCUCGAAGAUUAUCAUCGAUCAUCCAAUACAAGUAAUGAUGAUUGUCGGUGGAGACGCUACGAGAUAUUUGAUUUGCACUUUAGACAAGGCAAACGUGAUGCAAGUACCGCUCAACUUACAUAUUGAAAGAGGAACUUUUAUAACAUUUUUGUGCAACGGCGGAGGUUAUGUACACUUAAGUGGAUAUUACAAAAAGGUGGUAGAUGAUCCUGACCGUAAAAACAUUAUUCCUGUGCAUAUAAUGGAAGGUCCAACUACUUCAAAAGAAAUAAGCGAUUAUAUAGAAAACAAUUCAAUAACAUACCAAGAUGACGUAUACGGAGGCUGGAUAGUAAAACCUAUACGACAGUGCUGUCACUCCAGGAUCCCCUUAAAUGCAAUAAACUACCAAAAAAGUGAAAAGAAAGAAAACUCGAAAAGGAAAGCAAAUUCGCCGAAAGACGAGGCAGCAAAGCGCAUGAAGUCGUCAGCUAAUUCCAGUGAGAAUUGCAGUGAUAAUGAUAAUUGUGAUGAUACAGAAAAUUCUGAUGAUGAUGAAGACGAUGAUUAUUAUGAAUCAACAAGCUCCGAUAGUGAUGAUGAUGAAAUCGAGAGCCAGGAAAGUGAAGAGGAAGACUCUGAUGGGCAAGAAAAAAAUGGAAAACAGCAAGAGAAGGAAGCGACCGGAGAAGAAGCCAACGGGAAACAGAAAAAGCAAAUAAAGAAAGAAGAGCAGGAAAAAAAUGAUACAACAUGGUUUUUACCCGGUGGUCUACAAGUGAUACAGCUAAAACCCGGCAGUGGGAAAAUCGCGGAAGUGGGCAAACAUGUCACAAUGUAUUAUUCGGCUCAUGUACAGAUUGGGUCAAAAAUGCCACAGAUCGAUCAAUGCUUAAAAGGACAUGGCUUGGAAUUCAAACUCGGUGCAGGGAUUGUGCUCCGCGGUGUGGAUAAAGGAGCAGUUGGAAUGAAAGUCGGCGAAAAACGUCGUCUCAUAAUACCACCGAAAAUGGGCUAUGGAUCUAGAGGCUGUGGACCCACUGUUCCUCCUCAUGCUACACUUAUAUAUGACAUUGAACUUAUAAAAGUCAAGUAAAUAUUAACAACCUAGGCAUUUCUUAUAAGGAUCUUUUUCAAAAUACGUUCUUUACAACUACUCAAUAGAACAAGACAAAUUUUUUAACUUAUAUUUUAAUUAUUAUAUUUACAUAAAGGCAAGAAAUACUUUUUUAGAGAAGCGAAUUAGACAAAGAAAAACGUUAUAUAU